AUGCUGUUGAUGCGGUUUCCCUGUCGUGGCUACCAUGAUCUUUAUCUGUUGGGUGGACCGGAGUGCACAACGUUCCAAGAGGCUGCUCGCAUGCAAGGUUUACUCGAUGACGAGCGAGAGUACUCGGACAGCCUGGUUGAGGCCCAUUCAUUCAUGACCGGGUACAGGUUGAGGUCAUUCUUUGUCAUGUUGUGCUCAAUCGGUGCUCCAGCAUUCAGCCUGUGGGAGCAGCACAAAGACCUUCUGUCUGAAGAUUUGUUUGAGGGGGAAGAGAAUCGAGAGCGUGCCUACCAGGUCGCUCUCAUUCAGAUCGACAGAGGGCUUAGGCGGCAGGGAAGUAGCGUCGUCGAUCACGGGCUCCCUGAAGUGGAGGACCUCAUGACAGAGUUGGGCAGGGAGCAAGUAGGCUACGACAGGACCGCCUCGGCCAAUUAUGUAGCCGAAUGGCUGCCACGUUUGUCAGCUGAACAGCGCAGCGUAUUCGACUACGUGUGCGCCUUGGUGGAGGGGUCUGAAGAUGCUCCCGAAAACAACGGCAUGUUUCUCGAUGCACCCGGCGGAUCGGGGAAAUCCUUGCUGGGAUCCGUUUUGGCAGCACACUUCAGGUCGAAAGGCCUCAUUGUCCUCUGUGUCGCUUCGUCCGGUAUUGCCGCUAGUGUGUAUGUGUGUGGGAUUACUGCCCAUUCCAUGUUCAGGUUCCCUCUGAGUCUCGAUGAUGACCGUGGUGUUUGGGGCAUCACCAACGGAUCACAGAGGGCGGAGCUUGUAAGGGCGGCACAUCUCAUUAUAUACGAUGAAGUGAGCAUGGCACACCGGUUCCUCAUUGAAAUGUUGGAUCGAGGGCUCCGUGAUCUGUGUGAUCAAACGAAGGUGUUUGGAGGAAAACCGGUCCUAUUGGCUGGUGAUUUUAGGCAGUUGGCACCGGUGGUGCGUGGGGCAGAGACGGCCAACGAGAUCUGUGCCGUGUCGCUCAAGUCCUCACACAUUUGGCCAGCUCUCCACAAGAUGGCCCUCACCGUCGGCCAGAGGUGCACUGACGCAGUGUAUUCCAACUUUGUGCUGGAGGUUGGAGAUGGAACAGCUGUGGAACAUACGCUGCCUGAUUUGAGUGCGGGGGAGCGGGUGAUUGCUCUGACAGGCAUAGAGCAUGUUCCCACUGUGUCAGCCUUGAUUCAGUCUGUCUUUCCUGACGAAUUACUUGACGAUCCCGACGAGUGUGCUGGUCGCGCUGUCUUAGCGCCACACUUGGUCAACGUUCGAAGCGUCAACGACACAAUCCUGGAGUCACUGUCUGGUAUUGAUGAGCCUCAGUACAGUGCCGACGCUUUGGACGCAGAGGAAAGAGAACUCGGUAAUGAGUUCUUCGAUAUGGACACACUAAAUCAAGCGUGUGAGAGUGGUGUUCCACCGCACGUUCUGCACCUAAAGGUCGGUGCCGUGUGUGUGAUCAUCAGGAAUCUCAAUUUCGAGGAAGGUCUUCUUAACGGGACAAAGGUCAUCAUUGUCGAAAUAGGCCAGAGACUUAUAAUAGUGCGGCGCCCUGGAAGUCAGGUUCGCUUUGGAAUUCCACGCAUUAUUUUUAAGUUUCCCGUGUUCCCUCGGAGUGAAUUUAUGAUGUCUCGUCGUGCUUAUCCUCUGCAGUUGGCUUACGCAAUGUCCAUUCACAAGGCACAAUCUCAAACCAUUAACAAAUGCGCAGUAGAUUUGCGUUCUUAG
Molecule: messenger RNA, 1716 nt
Organism: Thrips palmi
Lineage: Eukaryota; Metazoa; Arthropoda; Insecta; Thysanoptera; Thripidae
Product: ATP-dependent DNA helicase PIF1-like
Exons: 1
Coding region: 1-1716 (571 amino acids)
Biological process (GO): telomere maintenance; DNA repair
Molecular function (GO): DNA helicase activity
Source: RefSeq, a predicted model, not a curated record